AUUCGCCUUCAGUUACAGUAACAGACAUGACAGACUUUAAUGUUGUCGAAGGUAAUUCAUAUUGCGCUGAGUGUGAAGUAGAUUCCAAUCCAGAUUCUGUUGUUACCUGGUUAUAUCCAGAUGGAACACAGACAGAAGGAUAUGAACUAGAAAUAGCAAAUACAAACAGAAACGAUGCUGGUACAUACACAUGUACAGCUGGGACAACGUUUUGGGAUGGAUCACUUGCAAUAGAUAGAGGGACUAUGGAUCUAAAUGUUGAGUAUGCAGGCAUUGUGGCACUCGUGGGUUCAGAAGAAGAGGUUGACGAAUCAGAGAGUGUCAGCUUCAGAUGUACAGUGAAUGGUGGAAAUCCUGAUCCUUUUAAAAUGCAAAUUACUCUAGAUGACGAAGUUGUCGCGCAAGGAGAUGACGUGCUAGGUAUAACCCACUUGGAAUAUACGAUUUCGGAAUCCACUGUUGAGGACACAGGUAGUUAUAUCUGCAUCGCAACCCAACGGUUUUGGAAUGACGCCGAGAAUGACGUUACCAGCAAUGUUCAUCACCUGACAGUAAAUGUUCCUGCGUCAACUGGAUUGAUUAUUUUAGUUGUUAUCCUGGCAGUGGUUGUUAUCAUAGUGAUUGUUAUAUUUAUAAGGAGGUAUAGGAAAAAGCAAAGAGGCCUAAUUAUUCAUGACAAUGAAGGUGCUUUAAUCGCAAGAUCGAGGGGCACUGCAGAUGGUAUUGAUAUGAGUGAUAUUCCAACAACUAACAUAGAGAACGAUAAUGACAUUAGCCCAUAUGGAG
Molecule: messenger RNA, 786 nt
Organism: Saccoglossus kowalevskii
Lineage: Eukaryota; Metazoa; Hemichordata; Enteropneusta; Harrimaniidae
Product: myelin-associated glycoprotein-like
Source: RefSeq, a predicted model, not a curated record